AUGGCUGCUGACGGUGAUAUCGAGAACCAGCGACAGGCGCACACGGAAGAGACGCCGCUACUGAUAAACCAGGAACAGGAACACCAUGACAGAGUGCAAAAGCAGGUGGGAAAUGUGCCUGCGCAACCCCGGCGAUACCUGUUGUAUGCCUUGAAAGCGGCCCUCGGUCUUAUCGGAGUAGGCAUCGCCGUGCUCUUCGUCAAAGGCUGGAUCGAUGCCGGCAGCGACGUCGACUUUGACUUCAAGAAGGCGCUCAAGAAGGCGCUGGGCGGCGGUCUAAGUGGUGCUGCAGCCAUGGUGCUCCAGGUUCUCCUCCUCAUGCCACUGCGAACCAUUAUGAACUACCAGUACCGUUAUGGGACUUCAUUCUCGACGGCCACCGCGACCUUGUAUACCAGCGGUGGCCUGGGGCGGUACUACGACGGCAUCGGAGCAGCCUUGAUCCAAGGCCCCGUUUCGAGAUUUGGCGACACUGCUGCCAACGCCGGCAUCCUCGCGCUUCUCCAGUCCAACUCGUACCUUAAAGACCUGCCCGUACUCGUCAAGACGGUAUUCGCCUCUCUUUGCGCGGCCGCCUUUCGAAUGAUCCUCACCCCGGUCGACACCUUGAAGACGACCCUCCAAGUCCAAGGAGCCGGCGGCACCGCGCUCCUCCGCACGCGUAUUAGCAAGCACGGCCUCGGAACACUCUGGUGGGGAGCCUUUGCCACGGCGGGCGCCACGUUCGUGGGACAUUACCCGUGGUUCGCGACGUACAACAUAUUGAGCGAGGCCAUCAGGGAGCCGCCCAAGGAGCAGAUUAUCCUCUGGCUUCUCCGCCUCGCGUUCAUCGGCUUCGCCGCCUCGCUGGUGUCUGACUGCGUGUCCAACUCGCUCCGGGUAGUCAAGACGUACCGCCAAGUCAACGAGACGCAGGUAUCCUACACCAAAGCAGCGCAGCUGGUGAUCCAGGGCGAUGGCGUGUCGGGUCUUUUGGGCCGCGGACUGCCGACGCGCAUCCUAUGCAACGGCCUGCAAGGACUUUUGUUCUCCAUCUUGUGGAAGCUGUUCCUCGACUAUUUGGAGUCGAGGAAAGGUGAGUGGUGA
Molecule: messenger RNA, 1086 nt
Organism: Cordyceps fumosorosea ARSEF 2679
Lineage: Eukaryota; Fungi; Ascomycota; Sordariomycetes; Hypocreales; Cordycipitaceae
Product: mitochondrial carrier protein
Exons: 8
Coding region: 1-1086 (361 amino acids)
Source: RefSeq, a predicted model, not a curated record